AGUCUGGUAAAAUAUUUUCAACGAGUGUGGAAGGACAGCAUCCGUCCGGAUGUUUUGUAAAUCUAUUCUCUUGCAAGUCUGACAACCAUGUGCUUUACCUGAAUAGUAGUCGCAUGAGCCAGUUGUACAAUUGCAUGAAUUUCAUACCCUAUAUCUGAUGAGAGUGAACGUCUGUCACUUGUUCUGACAACGCACACAUCAUUUUAUAGGUUUACAGUAGGUUAUAAAUAUGGACGAAUCUGGUCAACUCGUUGGAAACGAGACGGAAACGGAGAGGAAGAGAAAGUCAGUAGCUCAGAUAGACUACAAUCAAGAAGAGAUCAAAAGGCAGAAGCACGUGAAGACAGUGGCUGUCUUGGGCGAGGAAGACGCAUCUGUAAAACUAUUAGAAGACCUUGUUUUCGGAGCAGAAGAUGACCUUGUGGAAAGACUCGCGGAGGAGAGGGACAACCAGGGCUCCACUCUUCUGGACGACGAAGAAUCCAGCGAUUCCGAUGAUGAGAACGAGUCACGGUUGCGGCUCCCGCCGGUGAAGAAAGCCGUUUGGGAGGAUGAGGAUGAUCAGGCGGAAGAAGAAGUGGACAUGACACACAGGUUUCGUAGAGACCUCACGAAAGGCUCGGUGGAAGCCAAGAUGUCGAAACAAAAGUUACAGCUGAGAAUGAAGGAACAGUUCCAGAAGGCCAUGGGAGGAGCUCCAUCCUGGGCAGAGACCAAAGUGAAGAAGAAAAGCAGGAGGAAAGCUGACGACGACGAUGAUGAUGAUGACGAGGAGAAGGAGGAUGAUGAUGAUGACCUUCUGAGGAAGACAGGGAACUUUGUCGGGUCUUCUGAGAGUCUGCCUAAAGGAAUCAUCCGGAUGAAGAAGUGUCUCCAUGCCAACAACGCCCGCCCCUCAGACGGUCAGCUGACCACGGUCCAGUUCCACCCCUCCGCCCAGGUCGUCAUGACCGCAGGGAUGGACCAGUCCAUAUCUCUGUUCCAGGUGGACGGAAAGAGCAACCCGAAGAUCCAGAGCAUCCACCUGGAGAGGUUCCCGGUGCACAAGGCCCGCUUCAGCGUGGACGGGGAGCAGGUGGUGGCCACCAGCUUCAGGAAUAAGCUCUUCUACCUGUACGACAUGAUGGAGGGCAAGAUUGUCCCCGUACACUCUGUCAGAGGUCUGAAUGAGCAGAGGGUGAAAGAGUUCGAGGUGUCUCCUGAUGGAGAUUCUCUCCUCCUCACCGGCACGUCUGGCUACCUGCACGUCUUAACCUUGAAGACCAAGGAGGUGGUGAGGAGCAUGAAGAUCAACGGGGAGGUCAGCGGAGCGGCGUACUCUCACGACGGCAGCAAGGUCUUCGCCAGCUCUGAGGACGGAGAGGUGUACGUGUGGGACAGCAGGAGCAGCAGGUGUGUGGGGAGGUUCACGGACGAAGGCUGCGUCAGAGCCACCGCCAUCACUGCCUCGCCCAACGGACACUACCUAGCCUGCGGCUCCCAGUCUGGCGUGGUGAACAUCUACUCUCAGGAGGCGUGUCUAAGAGAGACCAAUCCCAAGCCUCUGAAGGCCGUCAUGAACCUGGUGAACUCGGCGACCUCCCUGUGCUUCAACCCGACCUCCGAGAUCCUCGCCAUUGCCUCCCGCUUCGACAACGAAGCCACUCGAUUGAUCCAUCUCCCGAGCUACACCGUGUUCUCCAACUUCCCCGUCUUCCACAGGAAGACCCUCUACCACGCCCACAGUCUGGCCUUCUCCCCGCACAGCGGCUUCUUCUCUCUGGCAAACAACAAGGGCUACGCCCCUCUCUUCAGGUUGUUGCAUUACAAAAACUUUUGAAGAGGGACAUCCGUGACCAGGAGAAGCUGCACGACCCUUUGGGUUGACCCCCCUUGCUGGGAGGGAGGUUUGGAGAAGGGGAUUGCUUGCUACAUCAACGGAACAUAUCGGUUGAUAUUUUCCUAUACUUUUAUUUAGCCUUUUCUGUGUCUGAUGUUAAGAAAAACACAACUUGUAUAUGUCUGUUUUGUACAAAGGUAUGUGUGGAAGAUGCAAUACAUAAUGUCCUCUACUUCGUACGUUUCGGUCAUUUAAUGUUGUCUACUGUGUGUUUUUGGCUUCACACGCCUCUCUCUGGGCUAAAGACCUGUCUCUACCUCGUACCUGGCUGCGAUAACACCUUCAUUUCCCUGCUGGGGAUUUAAGUAAUCUAUCUAACCCCAUUUAUCUGCAAACAAAACUCACUCCAGGUUUUCAUAAUGGCAGGCAUACAUGGUGUUAGGUAGUUGUUCCCCAGCAACGCGAGACCGUGGCCGUACACCCUGAGGGCUGUGGGUGCUUGAUGUAUAUGGUCUGGGUGUAUUAUGACCAUGUCAUUCCAGAAAGGCAGCAUUCCUACAGGACAGGCCAGUGAACCCCCGCCCUCGUUCAUCUCCAUGUGCUGGUGACAAACAAUGUUUUACUUGUGUUUAGCAUGUCAGACUCCUCAAAAAGAUGGAUUUAGGUGUCUCUGAUGGAGGCUGUUUUCUCAAAUGUGGGUGGGACACUUUUUUAAGAACUUAGGAUGCAGACGUUCAAUAAAAUUGUCUUCAUAAAAAGUUGUGUGAGUGGCGCAGGGCAGAUUUGCUGUUAUUUCUUUUUUACGGGUAGACCAUCUCCCUCACAUGAAUAAUAAAACCUAUGCCCCAGAGA
This is a messenger RNA of Hypomesus transpacificus, 2671 nucleotides long. RefSeq names its product UTP18 small subunit processome component (gene utp18). The coding region runs from base 230 to 1819 and encodes 529 amino acids. Lineage: Eukaryota; Metazoa; Chordata; Actinopteri; Osmeriformes; Osmeridae. The transcript has 13 exons. Gene Ontology annotation, cellular component: Pwp2p-containing subcomplex of 90S preribosome; small-subunit processome. Gene Ontology annotation, molecular function: protein binding. The record is from RefSeq and is a predicted model, not a curated record. Gene Ontology annotation, biological process: rRNA processing.